CUUUAUGCAAACUAUGUGACACAGUGACUCAUCUUCUCUCUUUUUUUUUUGAAUGCUUGGGCUUUCGAAAAUAACAACACCUUUUAGACUAUUUUAUAGAAUGACAAGUACUUUGAGCAAACCUACAUCACUCAUUAUUGAGCAGACGAAUCCUUUAGAAAACAGCAAGAAUGCAAUUUAUAGCGUCACAACAGGCAUGACUACAUUUCAUGAAUUCAUAUUGAAUUAUCCUAGAGGAGCAUACACUGGUAUGAGAACACUUGAAAGAAACGCAAUUGUUGAAUUCGACGCACACCUAAAGCGACUGACCAAUUCACUUGCCUUGCUCAAGUGGGACCACAAAGAUGACCAUAUCAACCAAGCCAUGGCAUCGUUCAAGGAUCCAACAGAGCUAAAAGGAAAACUAGUGCCUUUGCUCAAGAAAGGGCUUGAAUCGUUUUAUGAGCAAAUAAACACUGAGCAUGAGACCAAGGUAUCUGUCAUGAUUGCUUAUUCCUUCCAGGAGCAAAAGCCACGCUUUGCCGCUCACUUUACAAGGCUUGAUCCUAUUCUUCAAGAUCGUGUCAAGGUGCGACUUGAGUAUCGAUCGAGAUCAACGCCUGAAGUUAAGGAUUCGCGAUGGGUACGUGAGCGUGCGGACUUGGAGGAGAAUAAACCAAAGGACGUGAAUGAGAUCGUGUUGAUAGAUUCAGAAGAUAAGAUAUAUGAAGGGAUGGCGUCCAACUUUUUGGCCGUCAGAAGAGAUGAACAGGGACAGCCUGUAGUGAUGUGUGCAGGGCUAGAGCACGUUUUACUAGGGACUAUUCUGAGAUUAGUAGUAGAUAUCUGUGAAAAGCACCAUAUUACCUUUGACUGGAACUUUCCAAGAUUACAAGAUGCAAGAGAAGGCAAGUGGGAGGGAUGUUUUAUAACGAGCACAUCAAGAUUGCUUCUCCCUGUCGAGACAAUCUACUGUAGCCCUAAUGAAAAGUAAGAUGUGCUGUUUUGAAUACAAAGAAAAGACGUAUUCAUUUUUUCGUAUAGGGUUGAGUUUAAAGAGCAUUCAGAGAUCAUAGAAUUCCUUAGGCAACAAAUAGUGCAAGAGCUCGCAAGCACAGCGUAUAAAAUACUUUAAUAAACAUUGUACCUUUAACAAUGAAAUGUCAACCAAUAAUGAACCCUGGGCCACUUUUUUGUUUAAAAAUAGAUUAAUCUGAAUUUGAAGUGAUAAGAAGAGGAUAGAUAGUAACAGAAUAUAAUCAAUGGAUUAUUAUUACUAUGAUCUAAAUGAGCGUCUUGUUAGUAGGUCUCAUCCUUCGUUGUAUGUGUGUGUAAAAAAGCUGAAGGAAUUCAUUUUGCAGAAAUAGCUAAAUUUUCUAUCUUUUACCAUCGCGUCGCACAAAACUACCCUUUUUACCUAAAAC
This is a messenger RNA of Rhizopus microsporus ATCC 52813, 1403 nucleotides long. RefSeq lists its product as uncharacterized. Gene Ontology annotation, molecular function: catalytic activity. The transcript is spliced from 3 exons. Bases 101 to 973 code for a protein of 290 amino acids. The record is from RefSeq and is a predicted model, not a curated record. Lineage: Eukaryota; Fungi; Mucoromycota; Mucoromycetes; Mucorales; Rhizopodaceae.